This is a messenger RNA of Caretta caretta (loggerhead turtle), 6779 nucleotides long. The record is from RefSeq and is a predicted model, not a curated record. NCBI's taxonomy places the organism in Eukaryota, Metazoa, Chordata, Testudines, Cheloniidae.
AUGGGAAACCAAAGCAGCAGAAUCAGUGACCUGCUCUUACGAGCCCUUGACAACCUUUCUCAGGAAGACUUGAAAAAAUUUAAAGACAAACUAUCACAUUCUGACUUUGAGAGGAAAGGUACCAUCCCCUGGGGUCGGCUGGAGAAUGCCGACAGGAUAGAUACGAAGAACCUCCUGAUGGAAUUCUAUGGUGGAGAGGCUGCAGUAGAUGUGACCAUAGAGGUUUUCACUCAGAUCAACCUCUGAGAUUCUGCUGCAAAACUCAGAGAAGAAAGAGAGAAAGGGUUUCAUCAGAGUCAAAACCUAUCAGAGUUGUCGGCAAAAGGUUACAAGAAGAAGUAUAAAGAAGAUAUUAAAAAGAAAUACAAGCUAAUAAAAGAUAUGAACAGUCGUUUUGGUGACAAUAUGAUUCUAAACAGAAGAUACACAAACCUCACUAUUGUAGACAGACCUCGUCAGGCAAAGGAGAGAGAACAUGAAAUAAUGGCUGUAGGAUGGAGACAUGCAGAAAUCAUGACUGAACGAGCUAGUUCUGCAAUUACACUGGCCACCCUAUAUAAACCUGAUAAAGAUGGACAAACACCACAAGUCGUUGUGCUGCUGGGAGCUGCAGGGAUUGGGAAAACAAUGACUGCAAGAAAGAUCAUGUAUGAUUGGGCAGCUGGGGAACUUUAUAAGGAAAAGUUUGAUUAUAUUUUCUACAUAAACUGUAGGCAAAUGAACCUUCUUAACGAGCAGGGAAGUGUGGCUGACAUGAUUUUUAAAAAUUGGCUUAAUACAAAUGCACCAGUUAACCACAUUCUGGUGAAGCCAGAAAAACUCAUGUUUAUAAUAGAUGGGUUUGAUGAACUGAGAUUUUCCUUUGAUCAGCCUAAAGAUAAUCUGUGCACUGAUCCCUGGGAGAAGAAGUCAAUGGAAAUCAUCCUGAGCAGUUUAUUUAGGAGAACAGUUGUUCCUGAAUCCUACCUGAUGAUCACUACAAGGCCAGCUGCUCUGGAAAAACUCGGGCAGUGUUUCGAGUGUUCACGUUAUGCAGAGAUUCUGGGGUUUUCUGAAGCUGAGAGGGAGGAAUAUUUCCACAAGUUCUUUGGAAAUGAGAGAGAAGCAAGACAAGCUUUACGAUUUGUGAAAGCAAAUGAAAUUCUUUUCACCAUGUGCUUUGUCCCCUUUGUAUGUUGGAUCAUCUGCACGGUUCUGAAACAAGAGCUUGAGAAAGGUGAGAAUCUGACACAAACUUCAAAAACGGUCACUGGAGUGUAUAUGCUUUACCUUUCCAGUUUAGUCAAGCCUCUCAGCAACAAUACGAAGCAACACUUACAUGGAAAUCUGAGGGGACUUUGCUCCUUGGCUGCUGAUGGAAUCUGGAAGCAAAAGAUACUGUUUGAGGAAGAAGAAAUCAAGAAGUUUGGCUUAGAUCAAGAAAACUCUCUCCCCCUUUUUUUGAAUGAGAAUAUUUUUCAAAAAGAAACUGACUGUGAAUGUCUCUACAGCUUCAUUCACUUAAGUUUUCAGGAGUUUUUCGCAGCUAUGUUAUAUGUCCUAGAGGAAGAUGAAACAACAACAGCUUCAGGAAUUCCCAAGAAAGAUGUGAAAACUUUGUUAGAAAACUAUGGAAACUCUAAAAAUUAUUUAAUGUUAACAGUGCGAUUCCUAUUUGGGCUCUUAAAUGAAGAAAGAAUGAAGGACCUGCAGAAAAAAAUUGGGUGUAAAUUUUCACCUAAAAUUAAGGCAGAUUUACUGAAGUGGGUUCAAGUAAACCAACAAACAGAUUUAACCUUGCCCUGUGUUCAUGAGGGGAUUUAUCAAAGUUAUCAGCUUGAGUUGUUUCACUGUGUGUAUGAGAUGUAUGAAGAAGAUUUUGCAGUUAAUGCAUUGGAUCACUUCAUUGAACUGAAGUUAAAUCACAAUAAAUUUACUCAGAUGGAUCAAAGGGCUCUUUCAUUCUGUGUAAAGCAUUGUCGUAAUCUGGAGUCACUUUGUAUGUAUGACUGUACAUUUAGCUUAGAAGACCAUGAGGAAGAACUCCCUAGACGACAAAAGUGGCUACAUCAGAAAAACCAUCAGGAUAAGCCAAAGCAUUCGCCUAUUUACCUGCUCUGUCAAGCACUGAAGGAUCCAAACUGUAAAUUAAAGAAACUAGAGUUUUGUGAUUGCCAUUUGACAGCUGCUUGCUGUGAGGAUCUCUCCUCUCUUCUUGGUACCAAACAGACCUUGGUCGAGUUGCACCUGGCAGGAAACAGCCUGGGAGAAUCAGGAGUGCAGCUGCUGUGUGAGGGAUUGAAGCAUGCGAACUGCAAACUGCAGACACUGAGAUUGAAGGCUUGUAAACUCUCAGCUGCUUGUUGUGGGGAGCUCUCUUCUGCUCUCAGCAACAACCAGUCGCUGACAGAUCUGGACCUGAGUGAUAAUCAACUGGGAGCCAUGGGAAUGCAGCUGCUGUGUGAAGGACUGAAACAGCCAAACUGCAAACUGCAGAGAUUAGUGUUGAGAUGUUGUGGUCUCACGGGCUCCUGCUGUGGGGAUCUCUCCACUGUUCUCAGCACCAGCCAGAGCCUGACAGAGCUGGACCUCAGUUAUAAUUUUUCUCUGGGAGAUGUUGGAGUUCAGCUGCUGUGUGAGGGACUGAAACAUCCAAACUGCAAAUUACAGAUACUGGGGAUGGAGUGGUGCAGACUCUCAGCUGCAUGUUGUGGGUUUCUGUCCUCUGCCCUCGGCACCAGCCAGGCCCUGGCAGAACUGAACCUUUGGGGGACGAAGCUGGGAGAUUCAGGACUGCAGCUGCUGUGUGAAGGACUGAGACAUCCCAACUGCAAACUGCAGAAAAUACUAUUGGGGAGUUGCAGCCUCACAGCUGCUUGCUGUGGGGAUCUCUCCACUAUUCUCAGCACCAGCCAGAGCCUGACAGAGCUGGAACUGGCGGAUAACAAACUGGGAGAUUCAGGCGUGCAGCUGCUGUGUGAGGGACUGAAACAUCCAGACUGCAAACUGCAGAAAUUAAUCACCAGCCAGACCCUGACAGAGCUCGGCGUAAAGUGGAACAACCUAGGAGAUUCAGGAGUGCAGCUGCUGUGUGAAGGAUUAAAACAUACAAACUGCAAAUUACAGAAACUGCAACUGAGUGGUUGCCAUUUCACAGCUGCUUGUUGUGGGGAUCUCGCCUCUGCUCUCAGCACCAACCAGACGCUGACAGAGCUGAUCCUGGGAGAGAAAACAAUGGACAACUCAGGUGUGAAACAGUUGUGUGAAGGACUGAAACACCCAAACUGCAAACUGCAGAAACUGGGUUUGAGCAGUGUCAAUGUAAAUGAAGAAACACAGAGAGAGCUAGAUGCUGUGAAAAAGAGAGAACCUGAUAUGGUCAUACGUAUAUGGAAGAAUUGGUGAGCAGAAGCCAUUGCACCAACACCGCUCUGGCCUGGCUCUCGUCCUAGCUGGGACAACAGCUAGGGAUGGGACCUGCCUCUUUUAAGGCAUCUCUGCCAUCACCAAGGACUCCGGAUGUAUAUUCUCCUGACUGGUGUAAAGAGUGAGAACCUCACAAUAUGGGGAAAAAUAUGCUCCCGUUCUGUGAGCUUCUUGAAUUUACACAUUCAGCCUCCAUAGGCACAGGGAUGGAAGAGACUGUCAGGGUUGUGAGACCCAAAGACUUAUUAUGUGGAGCUGGUUAGGCUUUUAGGUUCACCCAAUUAUAUCUGCGCACAUCCUCAAGGUUGUAGACCCAUGUUGCUUAUUGAAAGAAAUGUUGUUUGGCAUCAGUUUUAUAAAUUGUAUUUAAACUAUUACACCAACAAACUGUAUCACCAAAGCGAAGCUACUAAUCGUACGACGAAACUAAAUGACGCUUAGAGCAAUGCAACUACCCAACCAAAAUCAAACCCCAAUUAAAUUAGUCUCAAUGUUGGAUCAAAAGUAUGUCACCAAAUUAGUUACCUCAUCAGAUUAAUAAGAACUGAUUAUUUGUUGUAUUAAUCCUAGAAGGGAUCUAAGAAGGUGACUGUUUUGGGUAUGAAUCCCAACUCAAUCAAUUAAAUCUAUAACUUGGUGCUGGUUAACUAUCUUAAUACUGUAGGCAGUUUAUUAUUUAAUGUCUGAACCGCAAGCUCAGAGCCGAUUACAAAGCUUCCUCCUGACAUUUCAGUGCGUGGUGGUGAAAACAUUCCUCCCCUCACCCAGAGCUGUUACAGUGUUCAGGCUUUAAAAAAAACACACGCUGAUAAGCAGAAGUUUGACAUCUCUUAUUUAGCAAUUGACAGCUUUGUUUCUCAGGCCUUAAACACACACAGCACAGAACAUGUCUUUGAGACUGUUUUAGGGCUACUUACAUCUGGGAAACGUUCUUUAAGGCAGCUUCCUGAUGUGGAUUCAGCUGGUGCUCAUACGCACAUGCUGCAUGCAUGUACAAAACUACGCUUUCACACCACCAGGUUAGAGAAUAAAAAAGGGCUAGGACAUCUCCCAGUUAACACAACCAAGACAAACAUAGAAAAAAAGGGGAAAAUAAGACAUUUAAGACGAUGGGGGGGAGCGGUGGUGAACACUUCAGUGCUCGCAGUUGUCUGGAUUCUCAUCACUUAGAAUCUGGAACUGCUGUUAAGGAGCCUGACAGUGAUGUUGAAGGCACAGCACUUCUCCUAGAGUGAUAUUACAGGGUGCAGGGAGACUGGUGAAAGCCUGGCAUAGCCGGUUUGUUGAUGUCUGGACUUCUUCUCCCCAAGGUGAGGGAUCUGACAUGUUCUGCAAUGCCCAUCUUCCCUCUGGUGGCUUGUUGACCUGAAAGGUGAGGCUUCUUAGCCUUAUCCUGGGUUCUGAAGUUUGCAAAUCUUAUGUAUUCUACCUCGCAGCACCUCCCGUGAAGGCAUUUGGACAAAUCACAUGCAAGAAGUUGAACAGAUUCCCCCAUUAAUUCCCCUCAUCUUGCUCCUAUGACCCUAUUGUAGUUUCCCCCAACAUUAGCCCUCUAAUAAGAUCAUCUGUUUUUUUAAUGCUUAUCUGUGGGCUUUUGUCACCUGCCCCCUUUGCACCUAGUUUAAAGCCAUCCUAGGUGCAAAGUGGCGAGUUGGUGCAUGAAGAUGCUGUUCCCCUUCUUGGUCAGAUGGGCCCAUCUCUUCCAAGCAGACUUUAUUAUGAGAACAGCAUUCCAUAGUCGAGGAAGCCAAAGUCCUCCCAUCCACACAAUCUGCAUAGCCAUGUAGACAAGCUCUAUGAUGCUAGUUCAUAACCUCCUUAUAUCUGCUGUUUCCAUUUCUCAAUGUAAUCGUUAUGGUUCCCAGGUGCGGAGUCAGCGUUUAUAGGUAAACAAAAUGUGAUGUCAAUGAGGUGAACUUUGGGGAAAUGUGGUGAACUUCAAUAAAAUACUGUUAUGCUGGAAGGCGUUAAUGCCUGCCAGCAAGCAUGUCUUUGAUCUGUAGGCAAAGACUUCUGUGAAACUGGGAGGUGUGCUAGUCGCCCUUCCUUCAGGCCAAAUGGAAGGAAGUAUGGCGUAAGACAGGCAAAAUGGACGACACUGCUCAAGACCCUGAACCACAAGGGAAAGACUGAGCGAGAAUUAACUCAGAAUAAGAUGGGUUUCCUGUACACUUAUUGCAAAACCUGGGACUGAGGCAUGGAUUGUUGUGUCACAGGCAAAAGCAACCACAAAGUUAAGAGAGAGAGACCAGAAACCUAGAGAAGCCCCGGUAGGAGAUGCAGGGACCUAGUCUUUGGGGCACAGGACUCGCUUCAAAGGCAGGGCAUGGAUUUCUGAGCAAAACUGCCUCCUGUUUGUUCUUCCCGUGCUCAGGAAUCAGAACUUUGUGUACAUUCUUUGUAAAUAAACAAGAUUGCACCAAAUCAAUUCCUGAUUCUAUAAUCAACUUCUUGUCCUAACAGAAACAACCCAGCAAGGCCCCAAAUAUUGGUUAAGCACUUAGGCCUAAGGGCAAUAAUAAAAAGGGAUGAGAAUCCUUUAACCUCAUUUUAUGUACAGUUAUAGAUAUCCAUUGCUUUGUGCAGACCUAUUUGUUCCCUUAAUAAUCAGCACCACACAUGUGCCUUUUAGUCACAAAAGUUAACCUGGCAGAAAGGAGCUAUGAUAUCUGGGCUAAGGAGCGACUGGCAAUGAAGGCUGCCUUUGCUGAGUGGUGCCACCUCUUAGAAGGAACUUACUGAUUCAAUGAACGUGGAAUAUCUCCUCAUGGCCCCAAAACUUAAAUCAGCAUCAGAUCUGCUGGUCACUAUUCUUUGCCCGAUUCGAGUUCAUUGUGACUUACUGUCAGGGUGCUAGAAAUGGAAAGAUGGACGUCUUGUCCCACAAGGAUGAAUAUGCUGAAUCACACACAAAGCCUCUUUUGACAGUCCUUAAGCCAGCCAAUUUUCUCAGUGGAACUGUGGACAAGAGCCUAAUGUCCAUCAUUCAGUCCCUGCUCCUCAUGACACAUUCGCUACCCAGAUCCAUCAGGCCUUGGACAAUAUGCAGCUAUUCAGUCCAUCGUGUUUCCAAUUGCAGCCUGGUAUCCUCUAUCAUGAAGAGUACAUUUAUGUCCCGAUGCUCUGCCUCGACUCAAAAUGCUGAAACUUUGCCAUGAUACACCGCUCGCUUAUCACGUUGGCCAAACUAAACCAUGGAGCUUGGUUUCAGAACUUCAGGUGGCUGGGUAUGUACUCCUUUGUUAAGAAAUACAUUAGCUCUUCCAACUUUUUGCUCCUGAACCCAAGCGUGAAGCCACUUGGCCUCCUCCAGUCCCUGCCCACCCCAUGCCAACCUUGGUUCACCAUGUCUCUGGACUUGACUGCAGAUCUGC